UUUCCCCACGAGCCACUCUCUUCCCCGUCUUUUUCCCCCUUCCUGUUGAAUGGCCGCCACCGCUACUACCACCAUCGUGUUGGGCUCCCUCAUACCGCAGCUGCAACACACUCCACGGGUCUCCCCAACACUUUCUGCAAGGCACCCAUCUGCUCUUCAGUCUCACCCUUUUUCCCAUCUUUCACAUUCAUUUUCAUUUCUUCAACUGAAGGAUAUCCCAGUCAGAAGAAGCCCUUGCCAAAGACUCCCUUGUACAGUGCAAGAAGCAGAGGCUGUUGCGACAGGGGGGCACAGAGUUCCGUAGAAGAUGACUCAGAAGCUGCAGAGCAGAAAAGUGCGUGGACGGCAAGGAAGAGGCUAUACGCCGAGAACCUGCCACUUAGUUUGACAGAGGCAGACAUCCGAAGUCUUUUCGAGCAAUGUGGUACUGUGAAGAAAGUGGAGUUAGUAAAGCACAAGGAUGGGAAGAGCAGAGGAUUCUCAUUCAUCACCCUGUCUACUCCAGAUGAGGCUUUUUCCGCUAUUGACAAGCUCGAUUCCAUUGAAAUAGGGGGACGAAUUAUUAGAGUAUCAUACGCCAAGACAGCGAAGAAGCCACCGACUGCAAAACCUACAGCUGUUGAGACGCGGCACAAGAUUUAUGCUUCAAAUUUAGCUUGGAAAGUGAGAUCUAGUCAUUUAAGAGAAUUCUUCAUGGCCAACAGCAAUCCUGUUUCUGCAAAAGUGGUUUUCGAUAGUCCAUCAGGGAAAUCUGCUGGAUAUGGCUUCGUUUCUUUUGCUACCAAAGAAGAAGCAGAGGCCGCUGCUCUUGCACUAGACGGGAAGGAAUUGAUGGGAAGGCCACUUCGGCUUAAAAUAAGUCGGGAUCUUCAAACCAACCCUGAAGAUGUGGCAAACAAGCCAGAUAACGUCAGUGAAAGUUCCAAAGUGAAGGAACCCGAAUCCUGAACCGUGAUUCUGCCUCUUUUUGCUGGCCCCUCGUGUGCAAUGCAAGUCUGAUGCCCUGAAAAUGUGCCAUUGCUUAGCUCUUUUUGCCCCUCUCUCCCUCACUUUGAGAUUCGAUGCCUGAAUCUGUCAAGGCAGAUGACCUUAGCUUCUGCAUAGUGCAUAAAGGACCUUAGUCAUUUGAUAUUUACUUGUGCAAUAUAAUGGGAAUGGUAGCAUGUGCUGUAAAAGCCAGCCUCUGAUGUGGCCAUAAUAUUGGAGAAUUCAUCUAAAUCAAGGAGUAAGCAAUCUGAAAAAUGAAAAUUGAGUAUAAUUAAUCAUUGACU
This is a messenger RNA of Nymphaea colorata (pocket water lily), 1271 nucleotides long. RefSeq names its product 29 kDa ribonucleoprotein A, chloroplastic-like. The annotation marks the transcript as partial. The transcript is spliced from 5 exons. The record is from RefSeq and is a predicted model, not a curated record. Gene Ontology annotation, molecular function: mRNA binding. Gene Ontology annotation, cellular component: cytosol. Lineage: Eukaryota; Viridiplantae; Streptophyta; Magnoliopsida; Nymphaeales; Nymphaeaceae.